Molecule: messenger RNA, 911 nt
Organism: Helicoverpa armigera (cotton bollworm)
Lineage: Eukaryota; Metazoa; Arthropoda; Insecta; Lepidoptera; Noctuidae
Product: dynein light chain Tctex-type 5
Exons: 3
Coding region: 41-652 (203 amino acids)
Biological process (GO): microtubule-based movement
Cellular component (GO): cytoplasmic dynein complex; cytoplasm
Molecular function (GO): dynein intermediate chain binding
Source: RefSeq, a predicted model, not a curated record
UACAUUUUCUAUCUUCACAAGUUACAAAACAAAAAGCAAAAUGGUCACGGGAAGUCAAUCCGGAAUGAAAAAUAGCAGUCAGACUAAAAUAUUAACUUUAAAAGCAAACAUGGGGGCAAAAUCCGCCAACAGCGAAACUGGAAAGUCCAUGGCCAGCAUGAAUCAAGGAAAGUCUUUAAGCAGAAUGAAAGUCAGACGAAAAUCUUACGGUUUUGGUGGUGGCGUGGCUGGUAUCAAAAUAGCUGGAGCAGAACAUCGAUCCUCACUGCAUGGAGCUGAUUAUAAGCGACCCCAACUGCUGUUCCUACCCACGUAUCGGCUGGAACCUCGUGUCAAGUUUCACGUGCCAAGUGUAGAGAAGGUUAUUAAUAAAGUCCUGGAUUUCUACUUCACCGACUAUGAAUAUAAUGUUGUGCAAUCACCAGGACUAACAGUGAUAAUGGCAGGAGAAAUAAUGAAAGGCGUCAAGGCUUUUUAUUUCGACCGCUACAGGAUCAUCGCUGUGGUCACCAUAGCUCAAAAGAGGCAGCAAUCCUAUAACAACGCCGUUGCUUUCCUAUGGGACCAUACAAGAGAUAAUCUAGUGGACAUUUUUAGAGAAGUCAGCACAGCAUUUGUUCAAGUCACCGUCUUCGGAGUAUACCUCGACUAACUCUUUAGAAUACUCUAGAAUAUUUUAACUGCUAUUGUCUAAUUUAUACCUAGUUACCUAAAUUUAGAAUAGUUUAUAUUAUAACUUGCUCGUGCGUCUUUAGAAUAAUUUAGGAUAUUUUAAAUAUUAUUGUCGAAUUUAUACCUAGUUAUAUUUAGAUAGAAUAGUUUAUAUUAUAAUGGAUUUACCGGCUAUAAGUAACGUUUUAGAAAUAAUUAAUUAGUAUAAAAUAUAUUUAUGAUCGAUUAAUAAAAGGGAU